AUGUUAUCAUUUCAGAAACCAACGAACCAACUCACCGACCAAGCAAUGACCGACAACCCGGCGGAUCCUCCGCUCAACGAUCAACCACCGCCGACCGACCCCGCAGCAGCAGCCGAGGAUCUUCUCCUCAGCAACAACGACAUCGAGAUGAUAGACGUCUCGCCUGAACAGGAAGCAGAAAUCCUAGGAGUCGACGUCACCGAAACCAGCACCGAGGAGACACAGGAAUCCACGGAAAAGCCAUCUUCGGUGAGCUCGGUACACGGGGAAGAAAACGGUUUUCAAAAGGAUCGCAGCUCCGAAAAGAACUCCGUCGUAACACAUCCAAUUCAAACCUAUGUUACCUCAGAUUCUGCUGAUCCAAGCGAUCAUCCGUUCGCACCUCACUACACCUUCGUUAAAAACACCCCGCCGAGCAUGAACGAGCACGUCCGCUGGAUCGCCACGCAAAUUGACUUAGCUCACGUCACCUUCUUCCGCGCCAAAACCGAAGCCGCCUCUCACAUUUUCACAGAAGGCGGAGGAGGCCGCAGUGGAGCCCCGAAAACCGCGCUCACCGGAAUCACUUCCAAACCAUCUGACUGGGGAGUGAUCUACAUAAUUGUAGAGAGCGACGGAAGAGGCUGGUACGCGAAGCCCCAUCUCCUCGUGGCAAACGACAGACCUGACCUUCACAUGGUCUAUUUCGACGUAUUCGCAGACGACCUUUCGAACCCGGGCGUAGCACCACACGCCAACAACUACUUCCCAGGCGACGCGUUGUACGUUACCAAGUUGGUAACUCGGCCGAAGACAACCGCCGACGAUAAACCUGUGUCUUUUGCUGACAUCCACCGUACGAAAAAUCACCAUUUUUGGAAGAUUAAGACUUGUUAUCUGUUACACAGAACCUUUCAGGAAGACGUCGUAGCCGUCAAGGUAAACUCAAGCAAAUCUCGUUCGGGAAAAGUCCUCUGCGUCGCCGCCGGUUUUAAUACUCUUGUAACCGCAAAAGUGGACAUGUUCAAGGCGCUUGACAAAACAGCGUCAACAGGAACUAUUGUUUCAGCCAAAAUUUUCUGCCCGAAGCUUAAGACGGGAGAGUUCGUGUGGAAUCUAUCCGACGAGUCACGCCCAUACGCAGCCGAUCAAACGCGCGACCACGCUUCUUCCAUCCCAACUCUCCCUAGUGUCAUCACUCUCGCCGCAGCUUCCACGGAAACACAGGAAACAAUGUGUCACACCGUCCAGCCGUUCAAAAAGUUUCCGAGUGACAUCAGAAAAUGCUACAAAGCACUCUUCGACUCCGCCUACCUUGGUCUCUCUGGGACCCUAGCGCUCGCGAACAAAAACAAAGACUUCCAGGUCCACACUGUUCUCAUCGACAGAGUCCUGACGGUGCGCAACAAACCAACGAUUUCGUUCGUGCUAACGAAUCUCAGCGGCCCCGCCCAGAUCUCCCAAUGGGCGCGCUCAUCGGUCUUCCUCAUGAAGGCCGACGGAAGAAAUCUGCAGAUGGAAGUCGACGACGCCUCGUUUGUGGACAACGACCUCGUGAUAAGAGCAAAGCUGAUCACUUCAGAAUCGGAAGCCGUGGGCACCGCUUAUAAGAUGAACCGAGUUCGCACCAUCGUCUGGCAAGAGAUGGAGAACAACGAGUACCAUCUCAAGCUUUUCCCGUCCGCCGCAGUCUACCAGACAAUGGAUCCAAAAGCUCCAGUCAAGCUGUUGUUGGAAGCAUGCCUCGGAGGCCGACCAAUUCCCUGGGAAUCGAUUCCAGAUCACCGUUUCAACAUCGAAAUGGGUAGCGUCGUAUUGACUUCGGAGCAGUCAAGAUACGUCUGCGCGUUGGCUAAAACCAACAUCCCAGUUAUCGUUGCCAAUUCAUCAUUCGGAGUAGGCAAAACCACCAUGAUCGCGGCCGCUCUUCACAUCACCAUCCGCGAGUCCGCAGGAAACAAGAUGCACCUCGCCAUGGCAACCACCAACGCCGCGACCGCCGCCAUCGUACUUUCCUACUCAAAGAUCUCCAAUGCCGCCACCAUCAUCCGCAUGAUCUCCGCCGCAAACUACGACCACAUCGAUCCGCAACACAGAACGUCCUUUGACUUCCCAGUCGUUUGGCCGCGUGAGUUUGACAAACUUCUUCAGCGCACGGACAGCGAUGACCAAGCACCCAUCACCGAGAUAGUCCUCGACGCAUACGCCCACCUUCGCAGAGUGCAGACCAUCAGCCUCAAGCUCGUUCGUCGAAAGGAUCUCCAAAAUGCCCUCAAAGCCGUCCGGAAACCAAUCCGCACCAUCUUCGAGAUUCUCGUGCAGCUCAUCAAUCCACGAGGAAUCAUUGGAACAAUCUCCUCGGUGACUGACGCACUUCGGGAGAACGGAGCCAUGUCUCAAUACGGAUCACGCGUCGCAACCGUGCAGAUGGACGAAGCAUCACAGAUCGCCAUCCACUCAGUCAUUGCCCUGGGUCCACUCUGCCCAAAAGCUCGAUACGCCUUAAUCGGAGACAUCAAACAACUCAAGCCGUAUGCCGACAUCGAUCUGCACGAAGUCCUCAAAGUCCCCGCAGUCGGAAACCUGUUGGGAGGAACAUCGAAGGCUUCAUGCCAACUGAACAUCUCAGAAGUCCGUAGAUGCCCGUUCGAAGUCACAGCCACGAGUUCGGCCAUGUUCUACCAGAACCGGCUCACGUCGAUCAGGACUCCAGGAGAGAGAAGCCGUUUCCUUGAUCUUCUUGCCUUCAACAAUGGUUAUCCGCUCCAGAUCAUCGACACCACCAGGUUCGCCGCCCAACAAACUUCUGGAACCUCGCUCUUCAACCCAACGGAAGCAAGCAUCGCCCUGGCAAUCACGUCACGAGUGCUAGCAAGAGAACUCGACGACACCCCAGCUUUUGUCGGAACCAUCGACGCGUCACAAGGACAAGAGUUCGACCUCGUGAUCGUCCUCACCUCACGCUCCAAGUCCUUCCACUCGUCCGACAGAGCCGGUGAGAGAAACAAGGCCCCAGAUGGAACCGCCGCCGCCGAUCCUGACUUCAUCGAGAGCCCGGAAAGACUCAACGUCGCCAUGACCCGCACCAAAUCGCUAUGCCUCGUGUUGGUCGAUGUCGCCGCCGCCGGACGAUCGAAGUUGUGGUCCAACCUUUUCUGCAAGAUCCCGCCCGGAGCCUUCCACAAAGAUCCGAGCCACCUCAUGCGGCAUCUGCAGACGCUCCACUAG
Caenorhabditis remanei is the source of this 3207-nucleotide messenger RNA. RefSeq lists its product as uncharacterized. Lineage: Eukaryota; Metazoa; Nematoda; Chromadorea; Rhabditida; Rhabditidae. Gene Ontology annotation, molecular function: 5'-3' DNA helicase activity. The transcript has a single exon. The record is from RefSeq and is a predicted model, not a curated record. Bases 1 to 3207 code for a protein of 1068 amino acids.